Messenger RNA from Gloeophyllum trabeum ATCC 11539, 454 nucleotides. RefSeq lists its product as uncharacterized. The coding region runs from base 1 to 321 and encodes 106 amino acids. The transcript has 5 exons. The record is from RefSeq and is a predicted model, not a curated record. Lineage: Eukaryota; Fungi; Basidiomycota; Agaricomycetes; Gloeophyllales; Gloeophyllaceae. Gene Ontology annotation, biological process: termination of RNA polymerase III transcription; DNA-templated transcription. Gene Ontology annotation, cellular component: RNA polymerase III complex. Gene Ontology annotation, molecular function: zinc ion binding; nucleic acid binding; DNA-directed RNA polymerase activity.
AUGCUCUUCUGUCCAACUUGCGCUAACCUCCUAAUCGUCUCUGACGAAGAUGGCUCUAAUACGUGGGUCUGCCAGACGUGUCCCUACCAAUUCCCCAUUACCAAGCAGAUCACAUCCAGAACUAAACUUGAAAGGAAGAAGAUGGAUGAUACUAGAGAUGCGACAGAGGAGAUGAUCGGACAAUCCAAGAUCGCCGCGUUCUGCGAGAAGUGCGGGAACAACGAGGCAUAUUUCUCUCAGAUUCAAAUCCGGUCCGCAGACGAACCGAUGACUACGUUUUACAAAUGCACAGCUUGCGGUGCUGUUCGCCGAGAGGACUGAGUGUGGUCAUAUUUUCGAAAUGCUGCAAUCGCAUACCUUUCUAUCCCCUACAUGUCUCCAAACCAAUAAGGAAGAAUCCCCAGGAUAGUACUGAGGAUUGUCAGGCUGUGGAUCAGUCAUCUGGGGCAUGGUG